This is a messenger RNA of Larimichthys crocea (large yellow croaker), 2479 nucleotides long. RefSeq names its product calmodulin 3a (phosphorylase kinase, delta) (gene calm3a). Gene Ontology annotation, molecular function: calcium ion binding. The coding region runs from base 318 to 767 and encodes 149 amino acids. The record is from RefSeq and is a predicted model, not a curated record. Gene Ontology annotation, cellular component: myosin II complex. The transcript is spliced from 6 exons. NCBI's taxonomy places the organism in Eukaryota, Metazoa, Chordata, Actinopteri, Sciaenidae.
AAAACACUUUUACGUGUGCAGCGUUCAGUAUUUUGGCAAAGCUUUGAGUGGGAGGUCAGUGGGGGUGUUGAAGAGGCGGAGGGAUACAAACACACACACACCGCCUCACAGGGCAUAAGCACCGGCGUCGCUUGGAUUUGGUUUCCGGGCAACUCUGCUGCAACACCAGGAUACAGCCUGCACAGAUUACACACAUUUAAAUAAGGUUGGAGGCGAUUUAAGUACUAAAUUGCAGCAAUUAUCUCCUGCUUGAGGUGAAUACCCAACCUUUGGUCGGUUUGUCAUCUUUAGAAGAGCGUCAAAGAGUCUGCGGGACAAUGGCUGAUCAGCUGACUGAGGAGCAGAUUGCUGAGUUCAAGGAGGCGUUCUCGCUGUUUGACAAGGAUGGUGAUGGUACAAUCACUACCAAGGAGCUCGGGACUGUGAUGCGCUCUCUGGGCCAGAACCCCACUGAGGCUGAACUCCAGGACAUGAUCAAUGAGGUGGAUGCAGACGGUAACGGUACAAUUGAUUUUCCUGAGUUCCUCACCAUGAUGGCCAGGAAGAUGAAAGAUACAGACAGCGAGGAGGAGAUCAGAGAAGCCUUCAGAGUCUUUGACAAGGAUGGCAACGGCUACAUCAGCGCAGCAGAGCUACGGCAUGUCAUGACCAACUUGGGGGAGAAGCUUACUGAUGAGGAGGUUGACGAAAUGAUCCGUGAGGCUGACAUUGAUGGCGAUGGUCAGGUCAACUAUGAGGAGUUUGUCCAGAUGAUGACUGCCAAGUGAAGAGAACACUGAAAUUUCUCUCAACGUUGCUUGUCCUCCUAAGAUCACUGUCUUUAAGAACCAAAAAAAAGGAACAAUUAACGAAUGAUAGAAAAAUCCCCCCCCCCCCAAAAAAAAAAACUUAUGUGUAGAAUUUUGCAAUUUGCGCUUCAGUAUAUCCAACUACUUCGAAGGUAUCUGUUUAGCAAACAUCAACAGAAUAAUCCCUAGAGAAGUUAAUGGACCAAGCUUUAAGAGGGCCGCAGCCCCGUACUUCAGACCAAGAUUCUGCUGAGUCACCCAGCUCCUGAUUAAUUUAGAGGAAAGAGCAACACUGAAAAGCAGAGGGAUGGGAACCCAUGCCACAGUUCGUAUAGAGAAGUUGGCUAUUUAAUUCUUUCCAAUAUUCAGCAAAGAACAUUGACUCUCUUGCACCAGUGGUGAUUCUCUAAAUACCGAAUUGAGUACUCUUCUUGCAUGCACCCUUUCUGUGGCGGUCUCUUGUCACAACAAGGAGACUCUGAUCCCAUCAGAGGUAGUGGUCAGAUUGUGUACACACUGGAGGUAUAUACAUAUCUAUAUAGCUAUAUAUCUGUAAAAUUUGUGUCACUAUUGAUUAUUGCAAGAGCAAAUAGUUGCAACGUAGGGUGUUCAUUGGUGCUCGGUCGGAGAUGAGCAUUCUUAUACCUUGAAGAGUUUGGACAAGAACGAGAGACUGAAAAGUGCUGAUGGUUUUUUCCCCUCGGGGAUGUUAUAUUGUCUUGUUUUGAGUCGUGGGCUUUACAUUGCCUGCAGCACUGAUGGGAGACAGUAGUAUGUUGUAUUGCUUCAGGAUGAUUAUCGUGAAAACACUUUGAGGACUGCAGUUGAUAUCCUGAUGAUACAAUAUUGAUGUAAUGCUUUAUAAAUGUGUUCUCAAAUAUUAAUGUAAAGAUGACAAACUUUGGUCACCAAAUAUAUCUACAUAUAUUAGUGUGUCGUAAAGUUUGCAUUGCCUAUUGUUGUAGUAAAUGACCUGUGACGUUUUCUCUUCGGUUUUGAAAUGUGCCAUAAUACUCUAAAACGCCUCAACCUUCUUGCAAGACUCGUAGUUCAUUAGAAUAUAAUAAUAAUACUUAAUAUAAUAACAUAAAAAUACAUGCAGUUGAACAUAUUUGCACUUCAGUAUAAACUAUGUGGAUAUUAAAAAGGUUUUGUUUUAAAAGAAGAAAAAGAAACCAAAUGUCACUGUUGCUGCUGCUAUAACAACUCACACGUUACACUCAUUUCUUGUCCUUGUUGUCUGAUCUUCAGUUUGUAGUCCGGUGAUUUUUAAACUUCAAUCUGCUUGCCGUUUUACUGAACAGAAUACAUAAUACUGUAUAUUCACAAACACUACUUGUGGUAGGGGGGGUGACGUGUUUGAUUUUGGGCUAUUAGAAUGGGACUUUCAGAUCGGGAUGAAAUAGGGUUGUAGCAGAGAAUUCAGCUUUAGAUGCAAGAUUGGUUUCAGCGUUAGGUAUUUUCAACAGUUGGCUAAAUUUAAAGAAGCAGGUUAGCUGAGGUGUCUUAUGAUUUCCUUGAUGCACGAAACUUAAAUACCGCUCUGUUUGAGGCAUUUUAAUUGGUUCGCUUUGAUUCAUAUGUCGGGAAGUAAAUGAUGAAUGGACUGUUAACUCCUGAAGGUUUAAAAAAAAAAUGUAAAAAUGUGAUAUAUUUUCCAUAAAUCAAUAAAUUGACUGAGCUUUACUUCA